This is a messenger RNA of Ostreococcus lucimarinus CCE9901, 2309 nucleotides long. RefSeq lists its product with no specific name. The transcript has a single exon. Gene Ontology annotation, biological process: protein ubiquitination. Lineage: Eukaryota; Viridiplantae; Chlorophyta; Mamiellophyceae; Mamiellales; Bathycoccaceae. Bases 6 to 2291 code for a protein of 761 amino acids. Gene Ontology annotation, molecular function: ubiquitin-protein transferase activity. The record is from RefSeq and is a predicted model, not a curated record.
CCGCGAUGGUCGAGCGCGCGCCGCGUCGUCGUCGCGCGCGCUCGCCCGUCGCGCGUCGCGCGCGUCGCGCGCUCGAUCGAUUCCGCGAUGAACUCGGCGGUCCCGCGCCGUCGGCGUCGAUCGCGACGUCGCGCGCGGCGCCGAGCGACGAGGACGACGCCGACGCGGAAUCGCGACCGCGCCGGGACGACGCCGCCGCCGACGCGCGCGGCGCGGACGUCGCGGCGCUGCGAAGCGCGCUGACGUGCGUGAUCACGAACGCGCUGUUCGUGGACCCGGUGACGACGGCGUGCGGACACACGUUCGAGCGGGACGCGCUCGCGAGGUGGCUCACGCGAGGCGAGCGAGAACGCGCGGCGGGACGAGACGGACGCGGACGCGUCGCGAGCGGGGAGGCGCCGGCGAGCUGCCCGCAGUGUCGAUCGCCGCUGUAUCACGAAUUGCCGCACGAGUGGCCGGUGAACACGACGGUGCGGGAGUGCGUGGAGGCGACGUUCGGAAGGGAGGCGGCGCUGGGAGAGGCGGAGGCGAGACGCGAGGCGAACGCGCGAGGCGAACGCGAGGACGAUCGACGAGGGCGCGACGGCGGCGAGGGAACGAGACGACGACGCGCGCAGGAUGAGGCGUGGGUGUCGACGCGAGGGAACGUGAACGUCGUGGGACCGACGUACGAGCUUCCGAUGUUUUUUCUCGAGGCGUUGGUGCCGGGGCAGGAGGUCACGCUGAACGUGUUCGAGGCCAAGUAUAAGGUGCUGGUGCGACGAUGUUUGAGCGGAUCGAGGAAGUUUUUGAUGAUGACGAACGAGGAUAGCAACGAGGAACAUUAUUUGGAGGACUUGGAAGACGACGACGCGACGGCGGCCGUCUCUCGAGGCGUGGCGGAUGGGUACGGAUUGACGGAUGUCGAUUUGGCGCAGUUUGGGCGAUUUUGCGCCGAGUGUCAAAUCGUGACGUGUCAAGAGCUCGUCGAUGGGCGGUUUUUGGUGCGCAUUCGCGCCAUGCGACACGUCUUCGUGCACAGCGCGGUGAAGGAUCCAUCUGGGUUCAUCGUCGCCAGGUGCUCGCGCGUUCGCGACGAAAUCAACGCGGAUCUGAGCGUGCUCGACAACAGGGGCUUCAAAGACGACAGCGAACUGCGGAAAGCCAACGCGGCGGCGGUGAAGCUCGAACUUCGCAUAGAUCGCGUGCUAGAGCUUUUCGACGUGUGGGUCGCGAUGACGAUCGGCUCGCGUUGGUUGUACAAUUACGGCGGAUCGAUGAGCCAAUUGCUUCAAGCCGUCGGCCCGUCUCCGCGCAGGGAAUCUCCGAGCGAUCUCGCGUGGUGGAUCGUGCGCGUGCUCAAUCCACUGCCGACGAUCGACGGCACGAUCGAGAUGCGAUCGAUUUGCUUGAACACGUCGCACAUCGACACGCGGUUUCAAGUCAUAGCGCAAAUGCUGAUUUAUUCGCUCUCCCUCGUGCAGCGCAUCAACGUUCGCGACUGGACCAAGCGCGAGCACGUCGUGGCGGUGAGCGUAUGCAACGAAUUAUUCGCGGUACUCAGCGAAUCACCCAGUGAUGCCGCCGGCGAUUUACGUCGCGAACGAUUGGUGGAGGACAUCUAUGAAUUGCUCUACGACGUGGACUUUAUCGAGCACGAAGCGUACGAAGGCUUACGCAUUUGCCCUCCGGGCUACGACGACCCCCAAGGCGUGGCCGCAAAAUCCUUUCUCUUAGAAAAGAGCAAGAGACCGGAUCCAUCGAAACAAACCGAUAGCAAAAAGGCGCAGUCUGAACAGACGAAGUGGAGCGAUUACCCUCCUCCGGUGUUCGACGCAGUGAUGGACCGCUUGAUAUGGGAGCACGGUUACGGCGCGUUGGCGCUCGCGGCGUGGCGCGCGCUGUCGGAUUACGAGUGCGGCGACCCCAAACUCAAGCGAUGGAACGAGCGCCUUCUCGCGCAUUGCCCGAGCAGCAUCAAUGUCGGGACGCACGUGAAGGACACGAACGAGCUGUUGCGAUUAUCCCGCAAGUUCAGCAAGUGUCUUCGCCGCGACAUGCGAUGCGGCUUUUACAAAUUUUUAUACCUCUUCGACUUGUGUCGAAUGCUCGUCUAUUUAGUCUACCGCGUCCUCGUGUUGGUCAUCUUCGCCCUCGGAUUCUUGUUCGAGCUCGCCUUCGACCGUGAGUUCCACGGUGGGCACAGAACCGCCGCACGCGGGCUCUUCAUGGCUGUCGCAAUCGGCGCGGCGAGCGGCUUGUUCGCUCGAAGCUCGCUCGACGCGUACUUGGGUCGCGUUCGGAGCGAAUGAAUGAGUCAUUUGAUGUAA